Mytilus trossulus (common blue mussel) is the source of this 2934-nucleotide messenger RNA. RefSeq lists its product as uncharacterized. Gene Ontology annotation, biological process: positive regulation of anaphase-promoting complex-dependent catabolic process; positive regulation of ubiquitin protein ligase activity; anaphase-promoting complex-dependent catabolic process. The transcript is spliced from 8 exons. Bases 281 to 1657 code for a protein of 458 amino acids. Gene Ontology annotation, molecular function: ubiquitin ligase activator activity; anaphase-promoting complex binding; protein binding. Gene Ontology annotation, cellular component: anaphase-promoting complex. The record is from RefSeq and is a predicted model, not a curated record. NCBI's taxonomy places the organism in Eukaryota, Metazoa, Mollusca, Bivalvia, Mytilida, Mytilidae.
UAGCAGAAUAGCCGUAUUUUCCAAACAUUGCUUAUUUCUAACGAAAAGUUUUGUAAUCUAAAAACAGAAAUAUCAGUUAGAAGAGUCGUAUAUUAAAAAUAAAUGGAUCAUUUUAAAACACAGUACGGACAUUUUUUUCUUAUUUUCGAAAUUCUGGAAAACUGCCAAAGGUUAUUACCUAUGUAUGUGGUUAGCUCACGGGCAUAGCGUGGUCACUGUUCUCUAUCAAUCAGUCACUCAUUAUAUCAUAUUUAAAGGCUACUCAAUCGAGUAAAUAAAUAUGGAGGCGACAGAAAAUGAAACAGGACAACGCAAAUAUUACAGCAGUGGUCAACCUUUCCGUUCGAAAAAGUGUAAUUUUGACAGAUUCAUACCGUAUCGUCCGAAUUUGGAUAUAAACACGUCACAUACAAAAUUACUGUCUCCAGUGAAACAUUCACAGAAGGAACCCGGACAAUACAAGGAUAAACAAAAAGUGUUUUAUAACAAAUUAUUAUCUGGUGCAUUCGAUUCAGAGGAACCUAGAAUUCUACCAACGAUACAAAGAAAUGAUUCGGGAUAUUCAAGUCCAACCACACCACUACACUCCCCAUUUUUUGAUUCCACAAUGGACAAAGUGUUUGGUUCCCCUGAAUGUAAAGAAGACAGAAGACGUGUUGUUACCUCUCCAUCAUGUAUCAUGGAUAUGCCUUGUUUAAGGAACGAUUUUUAUACAAAUGUGUUAGACUGGGGUUCUACAAACCAGAUAGCAGUAGCGUUGCAACACAUAACAUACAUAUGGAACGCCGAUACUAAACGGUGUAUACAGAUAGAAGUAAAGUCCGGAGAUGUAGACAAUUAUUACGUGUCUUCUCUUUCCUGGAACCCAGGAGGGAAACUUGUAGGGAUAGCUGAUAACAGUGGAGAAGUCAUGAUAUGUGACCCAGAGCAAGCCAAAAUAAUACAACAAACACCACUGAAAUGUAACGCGCCUGUUGGGGUCAUGCGGUGGACACAGAAUGGCAUAUUCUGUGGCAACAGAAACGGAUCAAUUGUAUUACUGGAUCCUCGAACCCCCAAUAUGGUGGUGGCUGAAUUUCUGGGACAUAAAAGAGAGGUCUGUGGACUAGAAAUAGCAGACGGUACAAAUUACAUGGCUAGCGGAGGCGAUGAGGGAAUAGUUUACAUUUGGGAAUUGAGAACAAUAAAAUGUUACAGAGAAAUCAACGCUCAUUCUGCAUGUUCAAAAGCUUUGUCUUGGUGUCCAUGGAGGAAAAGCGUCAUAGCUACGGGCGGUGGGUCCAGUGAUGGGUAUAUCAAAUUGUGGCAUGUGCAUACGGGAGAAAAAAUGGCCGAAAUAUACACGAAAUCACAGAUUUGCAGUCUGUUGUGGUCAGAAAAUUAUAGGGAGUUAGCAUCAGGACAUGGGUCAAUGAAAGCCGAUGAUAAUGAUAUAAUUCUGUGGAGAAUGAACCGGUUUGAGUUUUCUCCCUUGGCAAGAUUGAGUCAACACUUAGGACGACCCCUCCAUAUGUCACUGAGUCCCGACAAAACAACAGUUGCUUCUGCUGGAGCUGACGAGGCAUUGUGUUUAUGGCAGUGUUUUCCGGCACAAAGACGGAAUGGACGUGAUGGGAGAGACUCGUCACCAUUGGCAUUAGGAAGAAGUAUAAGAUGAACUUUGUAUAGAUAUAAAUGGAAAUAAAACAACCUUUUUGAGACACAAAGAAGAAAUGGGAGAAUGGAAAUGUUGACAAGAAUUGUUUUUCAUUUCGAGUUAAUUUUAAUACUUCUAUUGUUAAAACAUGUUUUUCCUUCCUGCUCAUUCAUGUUAUUUACGAAAUUUUGACAAAAGCUUAUUCUGUUCAACAACUGUUCUUAUUCCAAAUACUGACAAUGUUACUUCUAAUUUUCCCGUAUUGUACUGAUAAAUGGACUAAUUUUUUUUAUUGAUAGCCGACUUUUUGAUACAGUGUAAACUUACCUUUUUUUAGACACAAAUUUCGUUGUGAAAAAAAACCCCAUGGACUUUACCCAAACCUGGAGAGAAACGUCUUUUUUUUUUAUCACGUGACAGUAUUAAGAGCCAAAUUUGGAACAAAAAUAUUAGUCUUCACUUUUAAUUCUUACUAUAAUAAUUUAACUUAAUUGUUUAACAGUUAACAUACAGUCUAGGUUUAAUAUAUUUUACACAUCCGAUGACAGUCAAACCUUCGUUACCAAAUGAAGCUUCUUCAUGAUGAAACAACAGUAUCUAGAACACAGUUUCAUAUUUUUGUGCAAAGUGGACUUGUUUUUUGACAGUCAAAAUUACACUUUACACCAAAACCAGUAAUCAUGCGCGAGUCAUUGGGUUUCGUCGACACCAUUACGAGCUCAACUUACGGGAAAAUACUGGAAUCAAUCACACCACAUCUUAUUAAAUAUACAAUUACACGUUGUAUUUCAUAUUUGACGGUUGACGUUGUGUGCCAAAAUUAGGGCAAAUUAUCAUCACAUACAAUAAUACUGAAGUAAAUAAUUUCAAAAAGCUUAAAAUGAUGUUUUUAGGCACACCAAGCAACAGUAAGUUUAUCCAUUUUUCUAACAGAUACCAAUUGUUGUCAUUCGAAUAUGUACCAAAAAAACCUACUAUGUAUUACAGUCGACACUUACUACCUGUUAUUUCUACAACGGAAUGUAUUUAGGUUGCAUACUUACCUAAUACAUACAAAGAAAUAUGAAGAAAGUAUACGUUGUUUAAAUCCUGUAUAUCAUCUUGCCACGUGACAUUAAGCAAGUAAUAACCAACGAAUCAAGUACCAUGUAAUUUAUUUAGAAUUAUAUGUAUACUGUUAUUUUAUUAACAUUACAACUGAUUUUGCAAUGUUUCAAUGAUUAUAUAUAUGAUAUAUUUACUAAGUAUAUUUUACAAUUGUUAUGUGGUAAUUUUUUUUACUUUAUGUUGGCUGUUUC